AUGACUCAUAAUGGAGGCCUCUUGUCUUCCUGCAGUUCCUUCUCUCUAUGCAACAGACAUAGGGGGCCCCCAGGGCCCCCGGAAGCCCCAGGGGCCCCGUUCUGUUUGUCUGCAGCUGGGGGUUGCACGGGGUCGCCUGCCUCUGCUGGGGCCCCUGCUGCUGCAUCUGCUGCAGCAGCGUUCAGCUGCUGCACUGCAGCAGCACGCCGGGGUAAUGUGCUUUUAAGGGAGAUGCAGGCUCCUUUAUAUUCAAAGAAAGGAGCAAAAGAUUUGCCUGUAGAUUGUCGAGGGGUUGAUGGGGGGGACUACGGGGGCCCUCUCCUUCCUGCUUUUACUGGGAGAAGCUUGCUUGCUGCUGCAUCUGCUGCUGCUGCUGCUGCAGCAGCAGGAGGGGGAGGAGGAGACACCGGGGGCUCCAGCAAAGAGCAGCAACCCUCUACUUUCCUGCAGCGCUGGGCAGCACCCAUCUCGUCAGCAGCAGGUAGGGGGCCCCCCUGCGCUCUCAGCAGCAACUCGUUCUUAGAUAUAAAUUCAAAAGAACAGAUGGAGGGCCCCCAGGGGCCCCCAUUGAUGCAGCAGAGGCCCCUAGGGGGGGCCCCCAUUGGCUCGCCUCACUCAGGGCUUGCUGCUGCACUGGAACGGCUGAGGCAGCACACAUCGAUCUCCUCUUCUGCUGCUGCUGCUCCUUCUAUUGCUGCUUCUGCUGCUGCUUCUGCUGCUGCUGCUACUUCUGUUGCUGACGAAGACAAUGGCUGCUCAUCAAGGACCCCUGCAGCAGCUGCAGCAGCAACUGGGCACUGGCUACUGCGGGAUCAGCUGCGUCAGCAUCAGCAGCAGCAGCAGCAGCAUCAGCAGCAGGAAGCGAAAGGGAGCGGCAGCAGCAACAGAAGCGGCUGCAGCAGCUGCGUCAGCUGCAUCAGCAGCAGCAGCGGCAACUUGAACUGUCUUACCCGCAGCAGCACCUUUAAUCUCUUGCCUUCAGCAGCAGCAGAGUUAGGAGCGUCUGCUGCUUCGCUAGAAGCAAAGCAAGGGGGGGGCCCCUGGGGGCCCCUAAAAAACGGGUUUAGCCCUCAGCGAGGGGCCCCCGACAGCACAGGGUCGCAGCCAGGCUGCAGCAGCUGCUGCAGCUACUGCAGCAGCAGCAGCAGCAGCUGCAGCAGCAGCAAGAACAACAGCAGCAGCAGCAACAGCAGCAGCAAGCACAUGACAACAGUUUGCUUCCAGCCCGAGCAGCAGCAGCAGCAGCAGCAGCAGCAGCAGCACGAGCAUUCGCUCGCGCAGCGGGUUUCGCAUUUUAGGGCUUCAAAGGAAGAUGCCCCCCGAGAAGCUCGUUGGCAGCAGCAGCAGCAACACCAACAGCAACAGCAGCAGCAGCAUCAGCAGCAGCAGCAACAGCAGCUGCUGCUGCAGCACUUCGCAGUGGGCUGCCGGGGCCGCAAGCCUUUGCCUCCGAUCUGUGAAGGGUUUAGAGAGGGGCUGUCCUCUGGAGAUGCUGCUGCUAGCAGCAGCUCUCUACCUGCUGCUGCUGCUGCUGCUGCUGCUGCUGGGUUACAUUCGCCGAGCAGGCAACAGCAGCAGCAGCAGCAGCGGCUUCGAAAGGUUCAGCAGCAGCAGCAGCAGCAGAUUGGGGAGAUAGAGAGAACAGCGCAGCAACAGCACUCACAACAGACUCGCAGCAGCCGCCUUCUGCAGCAGCAGCAGCAGCAGCAGCAGCAGCAACUGCAGCAGCAGCAAAAUGCUUCACUUCUUGAUGUUCAUCUCUUGCAUUACCGCUCUGCCUCAGCACCUCGCCGGGCAGAGGAGCCAGCAGUUGCUGCUGCUGCUCCUGUUGCUGCCAGCUUCAGCUGCAGCAGCAGCAGCAACUGCAGCAGCAGCAACUGUAGGCAGCGAAUGCAUCUUAGCGGUGCUUCGUCAUCACAGGAAUACGCCUCAUGCAACGCACAGCAACAGCAGCAGCAGCAGCAACAGCAGCAGCAGCAGCAACAGCAGCAGCAACAGCAGCAGCAGCGGCAACAGCAGCAACGGCAACAGCAACAAAAAAGACGCACGCCACCCCAGGAGCAGCAACAGCAACAUCAGCAGCAACUAGGUUAUGCAGACGCGCGCAGCAGCUGCUGCAGCAGAAGAAGCAGCAGCAACGGCGGCAACGGCACAGCCAUCAGCAGCGGAAGCAAAGGGAAGGGGAGCACAUGCAGAACCACCAACAACAGCAGCAGCAACAGCAGCAGCAGCAGCAGCAGCAGCAGCAGCAGCCGCCCAGGGCUUAAACGCGCUUCCACCGAGGCAUCCCAAGGGGGCCCCCUUAAUCGCAGCGUAACAUACAACUCACCACAACUCAAGUAA
Molecule: messenger RNA, 2343 nt
Organism: Eimeria acervulina
Lineage: Eukaryota; Apicomplexa; Conoidasida; Eucoccidiorida; Eimeriidae
Product: nuclear DNA-binding protein, putative
Exons: 2
Coding region: 1-2343 (780 amino acids)
Source: RefSeq, a predicted model, not a curated record